AUGACAGACUCAACUGAAUUGUCAACAGCUGCAAAUUGGAUUCGACAAUCGUCUUCGAUUUUAAUUGCUGCAGGUGCAGGUUUAUCAGCUUCAGCAGUUAAUCCUCAAUAUGGUGUAGGUCUUGAUUAUACUUCUGUAGCAGCAUUUCGUCAAUUAUAUCCUCGUAUGACUCAAGUAUCAACAAUGCGAUGUAUGUAUGACGCCAUUGGAAAGCAUGAUUGGACGCCAGAAUUAAUGUGGGGUUAUCUUUUUACACAUGUUGAUAAAUGUCGCUUUAAUUGGGGAUCAACAUCUGUUUAUCAAGAUCUUAAACAAAUAUUAUCAAAUAAACCAAUUGAUUCAUUUGUAAUAACGACAAAUGCUGAUGGAAUGUUUGAACAAAAUAAAUUUGACAUGACAUGUUUUCUUAGCACGCAAGGUGAUUAUUCUCUUUUACAAUGUCUUAAACCAUGUUCACAACAAUCUGUAUAUGAAGCUCGUCCAUAUAUUGAACGUGCUCUUUCUCAUAUUAAUCCACAAACAAUGGAAGUACCUUCAAAAUAUAUUCCUCAAUGUCCUCGUUGUGGUGGAUCUAUGUUUUAUUGUGUACGUGGUGGUGAAUGGUUUAUUGAGUCUGCUUUUGAUAAUCAACGACAUCGUUAUCGUGAUUUUCUUCAUCGAGCAAUUGAUAAAAAAAAUGAUUUAUUUACAAUUAUUGAAGUUGGUGUCGGUUUUAAUACACCAAGUGUCCUUCGUUGGCCUAUGGAUAAAUUAGUAAGCGAAUUUAAAAAUGUAAGACUUAUUCGUAUAAAUAUGCAUGCACCUGAUGUACCAGUUCAUGCACGAAAAGAGAAAAGAACAAUUGGUUUUGAUGGAGAUGCAGCACAAAUUAUUCGACAACUUAGGGAUAUGGUUAUAGCAUGA
This is a messenger RNA of Rotaria sordida, 903 nucleotides long. The record is from the annotation of a GenBank genome assembly. Lineage: Eukaryota; Metazoa; Rotifera; Eurotatoria; Philodinida; Philodinidae.